Messenger RNA from Prosopis cineraria, 1916 nucleotides. RefSeq names its product UDP-xylose transporter 3-like. The coding region runs from base 481 to 1527 and encodes 348 amino acids. Gene Ontology annotation, molecular function: UDP-xylose transmembrane transporter activity; antiporter activity. The transcript has 8 exons. Gene Ontology annotation, cellular component: Golgi apparatus. The record is from RefSeq and is a predicted model, not a curated record. Lineage: Eukaryota; Viridiplantae; Streptophyta; Magnoliopsida; Fabales; Fabaceae.
CCAGUCUCUACUUUUGUCGCUUCCCUCUGUAAGGGCGUGCCCAAAUGAUUUGCAUUGAUAAUAUGCCUCAAUUUAUUAUGAUAUACUAAAUUUCGCCUGAAAACGAAAAACAAAACCCACUCUUCCAAACGCGUUCCCGGAAUUUGGAGCAAGACAAGAAGAAAACGCAAUCACCGCCAGCUUCCUCCAAUUUCCCUUUUCCGAUAAAUCGUUAGGUUCAGCUUCAAUUUCCACGAACCCUGUUUGGUCUCAGCUUCUCUGGUUGGCACAGUGAUCAGUGACAACCUUCCUACCUAAACUCAUGUAACCCAAAACUAUAGAUCACCCAUCGUUUCAUUCAAGCCAAUGAUCAUUUUUUCUCUAUAAUUCUUGGAUCUUAUCUUACGGGUUUUAUUGCUGCUAGUGUGAUAAAUAUUACGUCAAGCCCCCUUUUAGUAUCGCUGCUUAACAUAUCUCGUCUUUAUUGGAACAAAGUCGAAGAUGGUGGAAGGAGAGAAAUUUCAGCUGGGGACUAUCGGGGCGUUAACUCUAUCUGUGGUGUCGUCGGUAUCGAUUGUAAUUUGCAAUAAAGCACUAAUGAGCACGUUGCAUUUUAUUUUCGCUACUACCUUGACAAGUUGGCAUCUUCUUGUCACAUUCUGUUCUCUUCACGUGGCAUUGAAAUUGAAAUUCUUUGAGCACAAACCUUUUGAGCAGAAAGCUGUAAUGGGAUUUGGGAUUCUAAAUGGAAUCUCAAUCGGGCUUUUAAAUUUGAGUUUGGGCUUCAAUUCUGUUGGCUUCUAUCAGAUGACUAAGCUGGCUAUCAUUCCAUGUACUGUUUUGUUGGAGACCCUUUUUCUGGGAAAGAAAUUCAGUAAAAGCAUCCAACUUUCCCUUACUAUCCUCCUUGUGGGUGUUGGGAUAGCGACAGUCACUGAUUUACAGCUCAACGCUUUGGGUUCUUUCUUAUCUCUUCUUGCAGUUAUCACAACAUGUGUCGCUCAGAUUAUGACAAAUACUAUUCAGAAGAAGUUUAAGGUUUCUUCCACUCAGCUUCUGUACCAGUCAUGCCCUUACCAAGCGGGAACCUUGUUAAUCUCUGGUCCAUUUCUGGAUAAACUCUUGACCAACAAUAAUGUAUUUUCUUUCAAUUAUACAACACUGGUGGUGGCGUUCAUUGUUCUUUCUUGCCUUAUCUCAAUAUCUGUAAACUUUAGUACAUUUCUUGUCAUUGGAAAGACAUCUCCCGUCACCUAUCAGGUCCUUGGACACCUGAAGACAUGCCUUGUACUAGCAUUUGGUUAUGUUUUACUCCAUGAUCCAUUCAGCUGGAGGAACAUCAUGGGGAUUUUGAUGGCCCUGAUUGGGAUGAUUCUGUAUUCUUACUUUUGCACUGUGGAGAAUCAACAAAAGGCUUCUGAAGCAACAGCAUUAGCAUCUCAGUCAAAAGAAAGUGCAGCUGAGCCUCUGGUUAAUGUGGAAAAUAGAGGAGCAUUGGCUGAAACUGUUGGACAGAAAAUUCCUGUGUGGAUCAAGGAGAAAGACUAGUAUGUAUGCUUGAUGAACCUAUAGGUAGGCCUUAUAGAGGAUUAAUAAUAUCGUUAUUCUCACACUUUAUAAUAUUUAGUUUACAAGUAUGAAUUGCGUCUCUGGGUAGUAUACUAUUGAGUUUAGCACUAUAUGAGUUGAUAGCUAGCCAGCAGCAUUACCGAGGAAAAGUCUCAAUUCUAGGGGCUAACAAAUAUGACUUAUUUACGCGAAGUGGCCAACCUUUCCUGGGGUAGUUUUCAGGGUAUUCUCUGUGUGUGUGUGUGUGUGCACAUGCAAAUUUUGUUUCUUCCUUCAAUAGCAUAUGGACGUUUUUCUUUUUGUUUGAUUUUCUGUUUAUGAUUUUGAUGUAUAUUAAUUUUAUUCCCAUUUGAAGAGGUUGCUUUUGA